Messenger RNA from Dermochelys coriacea (leatherback sea turtle), 1130 nucleotides. It is a transcript of the gene GRP, whose product is annotated as gastrin releasing peptide. Gene Ontology annotation, molecular function: neuropeptide hormone activity. Bases 292 to 765 code for a protein of 157 amino acids. Gene Ontology annotation, biological process: neuropeptide signaling pathway. NCBI's taxonomy places the organism in Eukaryota, Metazoa, Chordata, Testudines, Dermochelyidae. The record is from RefSeq and is a predicted model, not a curated record. The transcript has 3 exons.
GGCGAGGGCUCGCAAAGGAUGCGCCGCCCAUCCCCAGCCGCAGGGAGCCGGCCGGGGCGAUGUGGCUGUGGCUGGCUGAGCGCUCCGCAGCCCCCGCGCUCCCAGAGCCACCUUUGGGGGAGGCGCCAGGUGCCUGAACUUCGCUGUCACCUCGUCCCGCUUCCUUAUAAAUUCGGGUCAGCGCUGGCGGAGGCAGCAGAGGCGGCAGCAGCACCUGGACCCGCAGAUCCAGAGCAGCGGAUUCCCUCCGUCUAGCCAGGAGCCGGACUCGCCCGUGCAGCGCCGCGCACCAUGGGGGGCUGCGAAUUCCUCCUCUUCGGGAAGCCCCGCUCCCUCCUCUCGCUGGGCCUCUUCGCCCUGGUCCUGCUCGAGGUGCACUGGGGCGUCGCGGCUCCCUUGCAGUCCAACGGCGGAGCCUCCCCUCUGACCAAGAUCUACCCCAGGGGCAGCCACUGGGCGGUGGGACAUUUAAUGGGGAAAAAGAGCACUGGAGAUUUUCCCUAUGUUUAUGAAGAAGAAAACAAGAUCCCAUUUUCAGCAUUACCUGAAAAUGUCAAGCAGCUGGAAGAUUACCUGCAAUGGGAAGAAACGUUGAAGAAUUUGCUAAGGCUGUUAGAAGGAAAUGAAAACAGAAGCGCUCAGAUCCUAAGGGAAGAGCUUCCAUGGUAUACCAAGAACACUUGGGAGACAGAUGAUGACAGCAGCUUUAAAGAUGUAAGUUUAAAACAAGAAGAUGAUGGAUUAUCUGAUUCAAGUUAUGAAUAGGAAAGAAAGCACUCCAAGCUGAAGUGAAGAUCUUCCAACCUUGAAGAAUAGAAUAGUAUUCUUAAGAGACUGUUUCACAAGCACUCAAUUGUAACAGCUAACCAACAAGGUUUUUUUUGUGUAAACAAGAUUACUUUUGUGUAAAAUACCUAAACACUUGUAUUCUUGUAUGUUCCAACAUUGACUAAACUCUUCUUUUUUUUUUUUUCUUCAAGCUGCAUUUUCUUAUUUGAACUGCUUUGCUGUAAACAAUUGUUCAGGAAGGGUCUUCCAGUUAUCUGACUUCUCUGUCUAAUCAGUUCAUCUUUAGGUUAAAACUACAUGACAUUUCAACAUUCACAAUAAAGAAGAAGAAGAAAGGCCAA